UAAGCACAUAUGAAUUGGAAAUUCCGAACUGGAACGUCUCGGUGGUGGCUGUCCAUGCUCAUUGUCAGACUCGAAAAUCAGGAAAGGAGCAAUAAAAUUAAUGAAAACGACGUGUACGUGUUAAUAUCUGUGGGCAGGACGGACGAGUUCAAGGGCUCAGUCACGAUGACACAACGAAUCAAUCCGCAAACGAACGUCUUGGAGCUUCAGAACGUGAACGGUGACCGAAAGGUUAUAAUAGGAGGAGACGAUGCCGACACCGGUGACUCGGGGAUCUGCGGUACGAUUCUUACCGGCCUCUCUUGGGUUCUUGUUUUCUGCACGCUUCCCUUUUCUCUGUUUGUAUGCUUUAAGGUUGUUCAGGAAUACGAACGGGCUGUGAUAUUCCGGCUAGGGAGGCUGAUGUCAGGAGGCGCUAAAGGACCAGGCAUAUUCUUUAUAUUACCGUGCAUUGAUAACUAUGCACGGGUUGAUCUCCGAACAAGGACGUACGACGUGCCUCCACAGGAGGUUUUAACGAAAGACAGUGUAACGGUCUCGGUGGACGCAGUCGUGUAUUACAGGGUGUCGAACGCGACAGUUUCCGUCGCCAACGUCGCCAACGCACACCAUUCGACGAGGCUGUUGGCCCAGACGACCCUGAGGAACGUGCUCGGAACCAGGCCUCUUCAUGAGAUCCUCAGCGACCGUGAAGCCAUCUCCAACACAAUGCAGAACUCAUUGGACGAAGCAACAGAUAGCUGGGGCAUUAAGGUUGAACGAGUUGAAAUAAAAGACGUGAGGCUUCCAGUACAACUACAGAGAGCGAUGGCUGCAGAAGCUGAAGCUGCACGAGAGGCACGAGCUAAGGUAAUUGCUGCUGAAGGUGAACAGAAGGCUUCGAGGGCAUUGAGAGAAGCUUCAGAAGUUAUUGGAGACUCACCAGCUGCACUACAACUAAGAUACUUACAGACGUUGAACACGAUAUCUGCUGAGAAAAAUUCAACCAUCGUUUUCCCAUUACCGAUUGACAUGCUUACAUAUUUUAUGAAGGCGAAGGAAGUGAUUAGAGGCAAUUCAUUAUUUGACAAGAUUCCAAACCUGCAAUAAUAAUAACAAUAUAUUAUAUAGUCUGACUAUCUACUGUUCUAGUUUUGUACCAAGUUUGAUGAAAAAUAUAACAAAUUACAAAUACAAGCUUUGAGAAUGCAGGCAAACAAGUGGGUUAAAGCUUUAACGUUACAUUAUUUCAUAAGCCAAGUGUGAUAUUCAUAGAUCUAAUAUGAAUAUGUACAUAUAAGAUAUGAAUUUUGAUGUUACUUUAUAGCUGCCUAAGCCUGGUAAUAAUUAUAUUUAAUUAAUUUUACUCUCAUUUUUUGUCAUUGUAGUGCAUACAAAUUUAUAUACACUUAGGUGCAAAAAAAUGGAACUCCUUAGUUAUUUAAGAAAUCAGUCUAAUAACUUUUUUUUUUCAUUUAUCAUUCCUGAGGUAUAGAACCAUUAUUUUGACAUAUUCAAUAAUGUAAAAAUGUUAGAAAAAAAUGUGAAACAUGAAAAAGUGACAUUUUCUGUGUAUGAUUUAAUGAAAUUUAACUCUUGUAUACACAAAUUAAAAAACAAAAACAAAAUCAAUAUAUUUCCUCCUCUGGUGCAGACAGCCUGCAAAUGCUGUGCCAUGUCCAUGAUGUGGCGUCGAAUAUCUUCUUGCCUUAUUCAACCCACUCUUCAAGAAAGGCACGUCUUAACUGAUUGAGAGUAUCUGGAGCGGUGACCCUAGCUUUAACUCGGUUUCUUACCAUGACCCAGAUGUGUUUGGUUUGAUCUAAGAAUCGAGCUGGCCACUCCAUUCUACUAUUCCCCUGGUUUUACAAGAACUGUACUUGUACACGAGCUCUGUACGGUCUUGCAUAAAUUCAAAGUUUUCUCCGAAAAUUGGACGAUUCCUACAUAUGAAAUGCCAGAAUCUCAUGCAAGUAAUGCUGCUCAUUCAAUGACAAUGAGCUAGGUACAUACUAUAGAUACGGCUCCCUGAACCAUUAUCAUUCACCCUGGAAGGAGACUUUAGAGGAAAAAUGGCAAUGGGCAAAUCUCUCUUCUGGCCAUCUCCACUUUUUCCUGCCUGUCUAGUGACUGAAGGCAGAAACAGGACUUAUCUGAGAAAGGACACUUCUUCAUUGUUUUUCUGUCCGAUAUGGUGUCCAUAAGCAAACUCAAGUCGUGCUGUUUGGUGCUGUGUGAGAACUUCAGGACCGCUGGCAGGUCUUCCUGAGCUCAAACAACCUCAUACAGUCCUGGACUCCAUGAACCUUGCGAAAGAGUUGGGUUGAUCUUAAUGUAGUUUGAAAGCGGUUUAUUCCCAGUACUAUGAAACGAUCUCAAGCCUUGUUUGGUAUUCUCCCCUGCCUGAACUGGGCCUUAUGCUGUAACUCCCUGUCUCCUUAUAGCAUAUAUACUAGGUUAUAUAACCUAAGUACCAUAGUUUGGCUACAUUGUAACAUACCCAUAAUGUACCAGUAACUUUUGCCUUCUUCCAACAGCACCACCACUUGGGCAUACUGCUCAGGGGUAAAUUCAUUGUAACGUUUAGAAAAUGUCUGCGACAGUAUUUUUCUUGCAAAGAAAGCAAUAAACAAAGAGUCAAGCCAUGUUUACAUGUCAAAUGUUAACAGUUCUCUAUGGGAGAUCAUAAUUAUAAGUUCAUUGUCUCAUUUCUCUCUUUAACCCUCAUAACAAAACACAAACAAAUAAUAAAUAAUAGUGAUAAAUAAAUAAAAAAUAAGAAGUUUAUAUCAAGUUAUUAGACCAAUAUCUCAAAAAACCAAAAUGUAUUGUUUUCUUUUUAUCCACCUGAGUGUAUUUAAACAUAUAAUAUAAUACAGUUGACUUGAUAAUUCGACCAUAAAAUAAUUUGAAUUAUAGAGGAAAGAAAAAAAAAUUGUUAAUAGUUGAUAUGUAUUUUUCUAAGUUAUUACUUAUAUUGUACAUAUAUAAAACAUAAUAAAAAUAAUGAAAAAGCGGAAUGAUCAACUGUAAAAGUGAACAUUGCAAGCAUUAUUAAAAAAUCAUGAGUGGUUUUUGUUUCAAUGUGGCCUGGCAUUCUUUGUUUAAAUGAUUUUCCUAAGUGACCAGAGCUGAGAACAUAUUGACAAAACACCGACCACAGAACAUACAAACUAGAGAAAAUUCGAAGAAACUUUAGGCUGAAGGGAAUUUUAUGACAUUUAGAAGAAUAUAUUGUAACAAAGAAAAAGAGCAAAUUUUAAAGUCAGGAAGUGGCUCCAUUUCGAUUAAUAGCAUGUUUUUAAUCUCCCUCUGUUACAAAAAAUAUUUUGUAUUAACGAGUGUAUCAAUUUUUUUUUUCAAUUUAUCAAAGCGACCUGCUGAGGAGUUCGUAUUAUCAAGAAAUUCGAAUUGACAAUUUCAAAAUAACAAGAGUCGACUGUAGAUUGAAAUUGGUCAAAAUCUAAAUGUAUUAACUUGUAAUCACAUACAGAUAUUUGUAAUAAAUAAAGUCAAUCUAUUGAUUUAUUAUUAAUCUAC
Cimex lectularius (bed bug) is the source of this 3519-nucleotide messenger RNA. RefSeq names its product band 7 protein AGAP004871. The transcript is spliced from 11 exons. NCBI's taxonomy places the organism in Eukaryota, Metazoa, Arthropoda, Insecta, Hemiptera, Cimicidae. Gene Ontology annotation, cellular component: plasma membrane. The record is from RefSeq and is a predicted model, not a curated record. Bases 10 to 1089 code for a protein of 359 amino acids.